Molecule: messenger RNA, 1438 nt
Organism: Durio zibethinus
Lineage: Eukaryota; Viridiplantae; Streptophyta; Magnoliopsida; Malvales; Malvaceae
Product: F-box protein At5g52880-like
Molecular function (GO): protein binding
Source: RefSeq, a predicted model, not a curated record
AUUGCCCUGGACCCUUCGCACGCCAACUCGAGGGCUGAUGGGCUUAAGGCCUUCAGCCUUAAAGGAUGUUAUCCAAAUGGCACCCACGGGCAAAAAGGUGCCCAGACCCUAAUUACCAUACCAAUAAAAGUUAGUCUUCUCGCUUAUAUUCCUGCGUCGAAUGUUGUACUGUUCAAUCCCUGAAAUGUCAAAUCCAACGGAGAGAUACCGAAAGAUUUGUCUUGGGGAAUCACUGCCAAGAGUCUACCGAUACCCAGUAGCAUGUAAAGAGCUCAGCUUCAUUCUCAGAGGCGCUUAUAGUAAACUCCCCAAAAAUCUCCAAUCCCUCAUCUUUCAGGAUAUUCUCUCCGCCUUUCGUCUCCUUCCCGAAAUGCAGACAGGUGGUGCUGUUGCAGCAGCUCAUCUCCUACUCCAGAGUGCAGAAGCUACUUUGCCAAAACAGAAGAAGAGUUUGGUUGUUACAGAGUUUAAGCAUGCAAAGGUUGCUCAUACAAGACGAAGGAAAGCACACAGGGAAGAAAAAGGGUCUGCCCAAUUGCCUCAAGAUGUUCUUGUUUACAUAUUUAGUUUACUGGAUUUGCAAUCUUUAAUCUCUGUAGCACAAGUCUGCUGUUUAGUUACUUUUGGUUGCUCUUUUGGAAGGUCAUGGAAUUUAGUAGCAAAUGAUAACCAUCUAUGGAAAUUGCAAUAUACCAUAGUCUUUGGCAGAUCUGGCAAUUAUUCUAGGACUAAGAUGCAGUGGGGUGGCAGAUUGCUGAAAGAGGAUUGUACGUUUCUGGAGGAGAAUGUGGUUUCGCAGACCCAUAUUGAUUGGAAAGAGACAUUUAAAAGAGCAUAUAUAGGCACUUUUUCAAAGAAAUUAAUGUCCAAUAGGGGUUAUUGUGGGCAUUGUAACACGGUUGUUUGGCUCAACAACUGGAAAUGCUCUGAUAGACAAUGUGAGCUGAAAUAUGAAAGCCUGCUGAUUAAGCCUAUUUCACCCCAACAGGUUGUCGAGUACAUAACGGAUGGUUGUAUAUCAAUGAUAUCUUCUUCAGAUAGCGAUAGCGAGUCAGACGAAGAACCCAUUUCUAGAUUAUGGGCUUAUCCUAGAAACAUAUGUAGAUGGGAGAAAAAGCCCAUUGUUUAGAAGUAUUUUAGUAGAAUCUUUCGUAAAGAAGAUAGCCUACAGAGAUAGACGGUUUCAUUGAACGUUGGAGUUGACCCAUGUACAUGAAUGUUCUUUCUACCGGACAGAGUAAUGUAACUAUCUGUAGAUAUCAUUUUGCUGACAUUGGACUUACCGUAGAUUUUAUAUAAUAAAAAUAGAUGUGGAAGUUGUGUUUCUAUGGGUGUAAUUUUUCAAUGUUUGCAGAUAUGAAGGUGAAUGUACUGUUUAUAUUGCUACAUAUUAACUAUAUGUAAUACGGUCAGGAAUGGCAAUAAGUCGGAAUAGGUU